GCGGGCGGGCAGCGCGGGGCCGGCCGGCGCCCAGAGCGCGAGGCGGCAGCGGGCGAAGGUCGCGAGGCAGCGGGGCUCGGGGUUGAGGCGCGCCCGGCUGAGGAGAGGCGGAGCGGAAAGGCCGGCGGAGCGGAGCUUUGGAGAGCGGGGCGGAGGGGAGGAGCAGGGGCAGGCCGACAGGGGCCCCGACGCCUUCCAGGCCGCGCGGCGCGUGGCUUGGCGGGCGGUGAAGGCGCAGAGCGAGGGAGCGGCCCGGCGGAAAGGAGGGCAGCCGAGGGGCCGCGUCCCAGCAUGGCCUCGGGUGGCGGCGGAGGAGCGGGAGGAGGAGCCGGCGGCGGCGGCGGCGGCAAGAUCCGGACCCGGCGGUACCACCUGGGCACCGCGAAUCCUCCGUACCGCAGGAGCAGGCAGUCUAGUGCCUUUUUAAAAUCAGCCGUAAUAGGAAAGGUGAGCAGAUGCAGUCUGGAGAAGAACGCUGGUGACUUGCAAUUCAUGUGCUGUCCUGGGGGAUGGAGAUACGGAUUCGAAUCGUCUCCCUGUUUGUAUUUAGAACCAUCCACGAGUAGAUCAGCAUUGAACUGUUCAUCUGUAUUAACGAGGCCCUCUCUUCAUUGGGGCCAUUUGAACUGUAACGUGUCAGAUUCCACUGUGCCACCCUGUCAGCCCUCUACAUCUUCUUCACUUGGCAUUGGCAAUCCUGGACUGUCUCUAGUAAAAGAAAUAAAAGAUUCUACCUCUCAGCACGAUGAUGAUAACAUCUCAACAACUAGUGGCUUCUCCUGUAGAGCAUCUGAGAAAGAUACCGCAGUUUCAAAAAAUAAUUCAGCACCACUGCUCUGGUCCGCAGAAGCUGAAAGAUCUCAUUCCCUCACCCAACAUUCUGCGUCUAGUUCAAAGAAACCUGCAUUCAAUUUAUCUGCUUUUGGAGCUCUCUCUCCUACGCUUGGAAACACUUCUGUCUUUAAGACAAGCCAGCUUGGAGACUCUCCAUUUUACCCUGGAAAGACCACUUAUGGUGGAAGGGCUGCAGCUGCAAGGCAGACAAAAGUGCGAGCUGCUCCUUAUCAGACACCAGUAAGGCAAAUGAAAGCUAAACAAGCAAACGUGCAAUCCUAUGGUGUGACGAGUUCCACAGCACGGCGCAUCCUGCAGUCACUAGAGAAGAUGUCAAGUCCUCUGGCAGAUGCUAAAGAAUUCCAUCUUCUGUUUACCAGUCCACUGUCUUCUCCUGUGGACAGAAGCGUGCUGUGUAUCACGGGCUUCCAUUCCCCACGAAAACAGAUGGAAUCUCAGCAUCCACCUGUUCAAAGAGUGGUGACACCAAAGGCAAUCUCUCUGUCAGGAGUUCUGGCCCGUUAUGUCAAGCCAUCUCUGACUCCAUCUGCUGAUUCUAGCAAAAUUCAGAGAGUAGAUACAAAGCACAAAGAAAUGAAAGAGAAGAGUUUGCCUUUAGAACAGCGUGUAGAACCAUCUGAAAGUGCUAGCAAUUCGACCUACCCCAAAUUCAGUACUCCUGCAUCCAAUGGUCUGUCUUCAGGAGUAAGUGGUGUUGGCAAGAUGAGAAGGGUAAGAGGAGUGCACUACGUGUCAAAGUCUGGACAAGAACAGGAAGUGGAGGAACCGGUACUCCCAAAAAUAUCCCUACCCAUCAGUACUGCAUCUCUGGCUCCAUUCAACUUUAGUUUUCUGACUAGCAGUACUGUCUCAUCGUCACCAAGCACUGUUUCAACAUCAGUGAUGAACAAGGUACAACCAACAAGUAACGUUGGCAGUCCUGUGUUCAGAUUUUCAUCUCCAAUUGUGAAAUCUACUGAGGCAGAAGUGCUACCUCCAUUGUCUCAGACUGGGUUUACCUUUAGUGUUCCUGUUGUAAAAUCGGCAAAGCGUUCUGGAUCCAGCGAUACACCAGUGACAUCCUUACUUACCCGUGAUACCACCACUGUAAACAGCAUCAGCAAUAAAAAGGAAGAAGAAGAAGAAUAUGAUGGUCCCUUCAGACCUGCGAAGGUCUUAAAGGAAGGGAGUGUGUUAGACAUUCUUAGAAACCCUGGCUUUGCAUCUGUAAAAACACACUCCUCUGCAUCUGCACAGCCUGUCACAAGCACAGUGGUGUAUACAAGGCCUGCAAUAAGUAGUUUUUCUGCAGGUAAAGAGACCUCUAAACAAGCAUCGUCGUAUUGGCAGUCUGAUCCGUGUGACCCGUGUUUGCAGAACAAAGCUGCAGACAGCAAGUGUGUCACUUGUCAAGCUGCUAAAGUGUCAACAGCUGAGAGUACUAAACAGGCGACAAGCUCAAGUCCAAGUGGCUCCACUAAGGCAGCCACCCCUCCUGUAGGGGUGUUGGGCUUCGGAGACAAAUUCAAAGCAGCGCCUGGAACAUGGGAUUGUGAUACUUGUCUGGUCCAGAACAAACCUGAAGCUACCAAAUGUGUAGCAUGUGAGACACCAAAGCCUGGAAUGGGAGUGAUGCCUACUCUGGCAUUGCCAGUGACCACAGAGAGCUCGGUGACUGUGACAUCCUCCUCUAGCAGCACUGACACCACUGUCAGUCUGGGCUUUGGAGACAAGUUUAAGAAGCCAAGCUCUUGGGAAUGUGCAACCUGCUUAGUAUCAAAUAAGGCAGAAGACAGCAAAUGUGUAGCCUGUCAGUCUGAGAAACCAGGGAGUUCAGUGCCUGUGACCAGCAGCAGCAGCACGUCUGCAUUUGCUGCUCCUUCUGGAGAUCUCCUGGAUUUAGACAAAUUCAGAAGCCUGAAGGAAGCUGGAUUGUGAGGUCUGCUUGGUCAAAACAAAGCAGAGGCCACCAAGUGUGUAGCCUGUGAGAGUGCGAAGCCAGGCACCAAAGCAGAGUUCAAAGGUUUUGAUGCUCCUGCUGUGUCCACAAAUGCUCCAUUGCCAUCAUUUACAUUUGGUGUUCAGUCAUCAUCCUCUGAUUCUCAAACAUCGAGUGUCACAGGAAGUUUUAAAUUUGGAGAACAAGGGGGCUUCAAGUUUGGCACUGCAGCUGAAACUGCAUCUUCCAACUCUGCACCUGGGGGGUUCAAGUUUCCAAGCAGUUCAGGGAACUUUAAAUUUGGAGUUUCAUCCUCGGACUCUAAAACCAGAAGAGUAAAAAUGAAGAAAAGUAACAACUUUACCUUUGGCCUUCCAUCUACAAGUAGUCCAGCUCCUUUAACAUUUCAGUUUGGGACAGCAAGCAUGGGACAGCAGGAAAAGAAAGAGCAACAACCCAUACUGAGGGGUUUCAGUUUUGGUUCAAGUUCUACUUCCAUAACUACCAGUGAGAAUAAAACUGGAGUCGCUGGCUUCACUUUUGGAACUGUGGCAGAAAAUGAAGUUGCAUCAGCUUCUUUUGCAUUUAAGAAAUCAGAUGAGAAAAAGGACGAAACUCCUGCAUCAAAGAGAGGCUUCUCUUUUGGUAACGUGGAGUCGGCUCCUGCCUCGCAGUUUGUUUUGGGAAGGACAGAAGAGAAACAGGAUUCUGUCAGUUCUGCUCCUCCGUUACUGUUUGGGAAGAAAGUUGAGAAUGAAGAGUCAAAGGCACAACCUGUCUUUUCCGUUGGGCAGCCUGAACGUACCAAAGAAGAAAGCACAGCAAAACCUAUGUUCAACUUCAGCUUUGUUAAACUCGAGAAAGAAACUGAGCAGGCAAAGCACUUUUCAUUUGGGGCCCAAGCCAAUACUUCAGAUCAAGGAGCAGCAAAGCCAUCCUUCAGCUUCUUGAGCUCUAGUUCCUCCAGCGCAGCCGUACCUGCCACUUCAGCCAACAGCAGCAGCCUGUUUGGCAGCGUCACUUCUUCCUACCCUGCACCAGUUCCCACUCCCUUUGUGUUUGGGCAAGCCAGCAACACUGUGAGCAGCACCGCUUUUGAUUCUGCAGAAUCUACAGCAUCUCAGUCAUUUGGCUUCUCUCAAGAAAACAAACCCACCACCACAUCUUCCACCACUGGUGCAGCAGUUAAUCCAUUUGUCUUCGGUUCAGGAGCCAACAGUAGCAAUGCAGCAAGUUCUGGCUUUACCUUUGGAGCCACGGCCACAUCGAGUUCAACAGGGUCAUCCUCUACAUUUGUCUUUGGGUCUGGGUCUUCAGCGCCUGCUGCUGGACCAGCAUUUGGUGCCAGUCAGCUACCAGCAUUUGGCCAGAGCCAGGGCCCUGGCCAGCCAAAUGCUCCCAGCUUUGGAUCUUUGUCGACAUCACUGUUUUCAUCUGGCUCUCAGCCUGCGCCUCCUGCCUUCGGCUCUGUGACAAGCAGUACUGUGUUUGGACAGCAAUCGAGCCAACAGCCAGGUUUUGGCUCCGGCGCCUCCAAUGCUGGUCCCGUAUUCCAGUUUGGGAGUAGUACUUCUAAUUUCAACUUCACGAGUAACCCAGAAGUAUUUACUUUUGGUGCAAAUCCUCCUGCACCGGCAGCAUCGGUACAACCUUCCGGCUCUUCAGGAUUUUCAUUCAGCCAACCUGCAACGUUUACAGUGGGGACUAAUGGAAAAAAUAUUUUCUCUGCCUCCGGAUCUUCAGUUCCCGGUCGGAAGAUAAAGACUGCAAUUAGACGUAAAAAGUAAUCGGCAGAUUGGUAAAGCAACUUUCAAAGCAGCUGCUGCCCUGCAUUGUUCAGUUGUUGGGAUCGUACCUCGUGCUGGGUUAGCUGAAGUCAG
Molecule: messenger RNA, 4653 nt
Organism: Coturnix japonica (Japanese quail)
Lineage: Eukaryota; Metazoa; Chordata; Aves; Galliformes; Phasianidae
Source: RefSeq, a predicted model, not a curated record